Molecule: messenger RNA, 1178 nt
Organism: Vicugna pacos (alpaca)
Lineage: Eukaryota; Metazoa; Chordata; Mammalia; Artiodactyla; Camelidae
Gene: ALKBH7
Product: alkB homolog 7
Biological process (GO): DNA damage response; fatty acid metabolic process
Cellular component (GO): mitochondrial matrix
Source: RefSeq, a predicted model, not a curated record
GUUUGUGUGCGGGUGAGGGUGACCCAGAAGAGGAGAAAGGAGUGGUGCCUCGCUUUGACCUCUGGCUGAAACCCCUACUACAUCUCAGCCUGACUACUCCACCCUUAACCUCUAGCCCAGGCCAACUUCAUAACCUUGACGCAAUCUAUGACCCCUGACCUCUGACCCCAAGCCAGAGCGUGCCCUCGCCCUCGAAGGACUGACUUGCAGCAUAGCCAAUAGUCUGAGAAGCUACGGUCGAAGACGCCCAAUAGCACGAAGAGGAGGCGGGCUCUGGGGAGAGCCAAUAGCUUGAGAGAACGAUUCGAGUAACAACCAGUGGCCUUGAGCAAGAGGCGGGAGUCUGAGGAGAGCCAAUCGCUGGAGGGACUCGGGUCCGGCUGUGCCAAUGGCUCGGGGGGGGCGUUGCCCUGACUCCGGCCGCUUCCACGACCCGGCCCCAGGGAUAUGGCCGGGAGUGGGCGACUGGCUCUGGGUACGCUUCCCAGGCAGGGCUGGGUGCGGGGCUCGGGACCGGCUGUGCUGAGCCGCCUGCGGGACGCGGCCGUGGUGCGGCCCGGCUUCCUGAGCGCGAACGAGGAGGAGACGCUGAGCCGUGAGCUGGAACCCGAGCUGCGCCGCCGACGAUACGAAUAUGAUCACUGGGAUGCGGCCAUCCAUGGCUUCCGCGAGACAGAGAAGUCGCGCUGGUCAGAAGCAAGCCGGGCCAUCCUACAGCGUGUGCAGGCGGCUGCCUUUGGCCCUGGCCAGACCCUGCUGUCCCCUGUGCACGUGCUGGACCUGGAACCUCGGGGCUACAUCAAACCACACGUGGACAGCAUCAAGUUCUGUGGGUCCACCAUUGCCGGCCUGUCUCUGCUGUCUUCCAGCGUCAUGCGGCUGGUGCACACCCAGGAACCAGGGGAGUGGCUGGAACUCUUGCUGGAGCCAGGCUCCCUCUACAUCCUUAGAGGCUCAGCCCGCUAUGACUUCUCCCACGAGAUCCUUCGAGAUGAAGAGUCCUUUUUCGGGGAGCAUCGGGUUCCCCGGGGCCGACGCAUCUCCGUGAUCUGCCGCUCCCUUCCUGAGAGGAUGGGGCCAGCAGAGCCCAGGCAGCCGCCCCCAGCCUGCUGACCCCUGGGCCCUUCUCCCAGCUUCUCAAGACACUGUGUUUGAGAAUAAAGUUAGAGGAUGGACAA